AUGUCACGGAUAUCGCCUCUUUUUCGCCAACGGCUAAUUCUUGCAGCUAGAGUAGCUGCAGGAGUCUCAAUCACUGGCGCAGCAAGCUUUCACCUCGUCACAAGAAAAUGUUACUUUGAGCCCUUUGGACCGGAGAAUGGCAGAUCGUUGUAUGAGCAUCCGCUGCUGAAGAAGAUCAAUCCUUGGAAUAAACCGGGCUCCGCCGACUCAUGCGUGAGAGAGGUGCCGUUCAACAAUCUGGAUAAGGUGAUGCUGGAAGAUGCAAAGAAGGGAGGAACAAAGUUGGUUGAAAGGUUCAUGGCGGGAACGUGGGGAGGAUUUGGUUAUGGUAUUCAGAGAAGGAUUAUGACAUUUUUCAAGAACGAGGCGAACAAGAACGACUUGUGGGACAAGAAGGAUCUUCUGGCAUCUACCUAUGAGCCAGGCACAUAUUUCACCAACCAUUUCGUUGUCCUCUCAAAAACACCAACAUGUAUCACAUUGAGAGGAUGCUUCGAUCCUCACCAGUCACCGCCUUCGCCCAUGGAUGUUGAUAAUCUCGUUGAGAUUCGCGCGGAGCUAGAUGAAAUGAGACAGGUGGCCGUACUCAAACUUCAGGUCAUCACGUUUGAUGGAAGGAAAGAAGCGAGUGACAAGGAGGACCUUUUUGGUGGAGUUGGAGGAUGGCUUCACAGACGGUAUUCUACGUUACUCGUGGAAUCGGGAGCCAGGAACUUACACGACGGACCUGAAGCUGAACAUCAUAAUUAUGUACAAUAUCCAGUCAUCCCACUCAUAGCUACGGCGCCUACCAACGGCCGUUUCAAUUCCAAUUGGCAUUCAUCGAUAACAUCGACCGGUGCUGCAAUAUCUGGCGGUAUUCUUGCAGCAUUCCUUCUUGCAACACUUCUUAGUGCGACAGCAGAAGUUGCCAAUGGAGCACUUUCGGGGAAACUUGGCAGGGCAGACUUUGGCAGCGAGUUGGAGAGCCUCGCCGUGGGAGAGGCUGUAGCCGUCUUCCCCGGAGGUAGCGAGGUCCGGAAGACCCUCGGCAGUGCUGAUGGCGGGGCCAGCAGCGGCAAGGGGGAUGAGGAGGAGGAGAGUGGUGGUGAACUUCAUUAUGAGAAACUGCGAUGUUAA
Messenger RNA from Fusarium fujikuroi IMI 58289, 1119 nucleotides. RefSeq lists its product as uncharacterized. NCBI's taxonomy places the organism in Eukaryota, Fungi, Ascomycota, Sordariomycetes, Hypocreales, Nectriaceae. The coding region runs from base 1 to 1119 and encodes 372 amino acids. The transcript is spliced from 5 exons. The record is from RefSeq and is a predicted model, not a curated record.